UAGCAUGCACCUGCUUCACUCCUACAUCCUCAAAGCCCGGAAUAGUUUCUGCCCUAUUCACCGUCCGAUCUAGGGCGUACACGAUUUGCCUCAAUAUAUGUUCCCUGGCCAUGUACAUCUUCCUUCUUCAGUUGCUUCAGCCCCAAAACCAGCUAAUCGAGAGCUACCCACAUUGUGAAAAUGGUGCAGCGGCUGGUCUAUCGGUCAAGGCAUAGCUAUGCCACUAAGUCUAAUCAGAAUCGGGUCGUCAAAACCCCUGGUGGGAAGCUUGUGUACCAGAACACAAAGAAGAGGGCCAGUGGUCCUAAAUGCCCUGUAACCGGAAAGAGAAUCCAAGGGAUUCCUCACUUGAGACCUGCUGAAUACAAGAGGUCAAGAUUGCCUAGGUGCCGUAGGACUGUGAACCGUGCCUAUGGUGGAGUGCUUUCUGGCAGUGCUGUUCGUGAAAGGAUCAUCAGAGCCUUUUUGGUUGAAGAACAAAAGAUUGUGAAAAAGGUUUUGAAGAUUCAGAAAGCCAAGGAAAAGCAAGCUUCUAAAGCAUAAGUUGUGGGUUAGUUUGUGCAAGAUAUGAUAAGCUUCUAGAUUGAUUUUGGAUUAUAUCUUAGCAUUAAUUAAUGAGAGGAUUAAUGAACUGUACGUUCUCAAGUUUUUGUUUCUGGAGAUAUUCAAAUUUGUAUUUUCUUUAUCUUUUGUUGAAUGUUUAUCGCACACUUU
Molecule: messenger RNA, 714 nt
Organism: Cuscuta epithymum
Lineage: Eukaryota; Viridiplantae; Streptophyta; Magnoliopsida; Solanales; Convolvulaceae
Source: the annotation of a GenBank genome assembly